AUGACUUGUAAUGCUAGAACAACGUGUUGUGAUGCUGCCGUAAAUACAGAACUCAAGACAUAUAUCGAUACUGCUGUCAAUACAGAGAUAAUAACUUAUGAUUCUGUAGGAGUUCAAACCGACCGUAUUGAUAUCAUUGCGCUAAUUUUAGAACAAAAGGAUUCUCUUGAUCUAGACCAUUUGAUUAAAGUCAUAAUGGAAAUACAACAACAAAGCAAAGCCAACGUUGAUGCUACUAACAUCGAUACAACAACAAUCACGACAAAAACCAUUACCACAUUCGAAGAUACUGAAAAUCUUGAAGAAACCAUGCCUGUAUCAUCAUCAUCACAAGAAGAAUAUAAUUUAACUGAUGAUAUUGUUAAUAAAGAAACUCAAACAAACACCAUCAUAUAUACUACCACCACUAGCAAAGAAAUCUACUCUGAAUUUUCAACAUUAUCACAGACUUCUUCUAACACUAAUGAUUUGAAAGAAGAGGAUAAGUUGGUUUUCGAUGAAAUUAAUAUUACUGAUGAAAUGAACAUAGAGAUCAAUGAUGGAACAAGCGAAUCUAUUACUGGCGAAAUAAGUACAGGAAUGAAUGAUGAAACUAUCACUGGUGAAAUAAUUAAUAACCCGAAUGAAGUUAUUAUUCCUGAUACAAAUAAUGAAAUAAUUAAUAAGCUGAAUGAAAUUAUUAUUCCUGAUACAAAUAUUGAAAUAAUUAAUGAGCCGAACGAAGUUAUUAUUCCUGAUACAAAUGAUGAAAUAAUUAAUACCCCAGAAGCUAUUAUUGUUGAUACAAAUAGUGAAAUACUUGAUAAAUCAAAUGAACUUAUUAUUGCUGAUACAGAUGAUGAGAUAAUUUAUAAAUCAAAUGAACUUAUUAUUGCUGAUACAGAUAAUGAAAUAAUUUAUAAAACAAGUGAAAUUAUUAUUGCCGAUACAAACAAUGAAAUAAUUGAUAAAUCAGAAGUUGUCAUUGCUGAUACAAAUAAUGGAAUAGUUGAUGAACUAGAAGUUAUUAUUGCUGACACAAAUAGUGGAAUACUUGAUGAAUUAGAAGUUGUCAUUGCUAAUACAAAUAGCGUAAUAAUUGAUAAAUCAAAUGAACUUAUUAUUACUGAUACAAAUAAUGAAGUAAUUGAUAAAUCAAAUGAAGUUAUUAUGGCUGACACAAACAGUGAAAUGGUUGAGAAGUCAAAUGAAGUUAUUAUUGAUGAUGUAAAUAGGGAAAUAAUUGAUAAACCAAGUGAAAUUAUUACGGAUGAUACAAAUAGUCAAAUAACUGAUAAGCCAAGUGAAAUUAUUAUUAAUGAUAUGGAUAGUAAAAUAAUUGAUAAACCAAGUGAAAUUAUUACAACUGAUACAAACAAUGAACUAAUUGAUGGACCAAGUAGCAUUAUUACUAAUGAUAUGAAUAAUGAAACGAUUGAUAAACCAAGUGGCUAUAUUGCUGAUGAAACGAGUAAUGAAAAGAUUUGUGAAACGAGUGACAAUAUUGCUGGUGAUACCCGUGCUGAAAUGAUUGAUAACUCGAUUGGUGAUUUAACUGAUAAUUGGGGUAGUAAUAAUUUUAGUGGUGUUGAACCUAGCUCGUUAACCGUUGUUACGAAUAACAACAUUGAAGGUUUAUCUAAUGUUACCGAAAAAAUAGAUGAAGGAUUUGAUGGCAAUCAAGCAUCACAUUCAAAUGACAUAAGUGAAGAAGGAUCGGGUUCGAAUUUAAUGAUGGGAAUUGAUGAAAGUGAGCCGAUGAUUAAAGAAGGACCAGGUUCAUCUUUGGCGAUGAAAGAUAAUGAAAUUGUCUCGACUGAUGAAAAUAUUGCCACAACUCCUCGAUCGAAUAAGUCAUCAUCUCAAAGUAAUAGCAAUGAUGGAUGGGGUCCGGCUGAUAAAUUUGAUGACAAUAAUAGUUGGAAUUGGGAGUCCCAAUCAGCAGCUUAUGAGAAAGAAUUUGAAACAAAAAGUUAUAACAACUAUAAAGCUAGUGACGAUGUUAAUGCAAGUGAUGAUUGGAAAAAGAAAGCUGCGGAAUUUGAAGCAGAAUUACGAGGAACCGAUUAUUACAACAAUAAAAAUAAUAGUAAUUAUGUAGAAUCCAAUCACUAUCAUCAUAAAUCUAAUAACAACUACAACCAACAUAAAAAUUCUAAUUAUUAUAACAACGACUAUAGAAAUCAAUUUCAAAGAGGUGAAUCUAGCAAAAAUGCAAACAACAAUAAUAGAGAUGGUAAUAAUGUCAGAAGAAACAAUAAUCGAGAAUCAUACAGUGUUAAUCGUGGUCGUAGUUACAAUCAUAAUGGUAAUUUAAACGGAAGCCCUAAAUUUACUAAACCAACUACAGAACGUGUUAGUGUUGGUAGUAACACUAGUGAAGAGGAAUCUGGUAGCAAUGCAAAUUACAGUCGUGUAAACACUUUUUAUGAUUCUGCCGAUUCCAAAUCUAAAUCAAGUGAACAAGAUAACGAUUCUAAAUCAAAUAUUUGCAGAAAUUGUGUUUCUAUUAAAGAGGCAUGGGACAAAACAGAAAUUUAA
This is a messenger RNA of Entrophospora candida, 2520 nucleotides long. Lineage: Eukaryota; Fungi; Glomeromycota; Glomeromycetes; Entrophosporales; Entrophosporaceae. The record is from the annotation of a GenBank genome assembly.